GCGGUGGAGGCUCAAAACCGUUUUGGGCCUUAAAGUCGUCACUCAUUCAAACCCCACUUGCAUUUCUUCCUAUCCGUUUCCUUUUCCAUCGCUAUAUCGUGUGCUUAAUUAUCUUCUAUAGGUUUAAUCUACUCAUCAUCCUACGUAAUUCUCUGCAACAGAGAGAGAGAGAGAGAGAGAGAGAGAGAGAAGGAUUCGAAUCUUCUUGUUUACUGCUCCAAACUCGGAAAUCAAAGAGAGGAGAAUUUAUUGGGAAGGAGAAGGAAUGUCGAGCAGUAGUAGCGGCAAAAGGGCAGCAGCACUGCAGAAGGACGUGCCAUGGAGGGCUUCCCCAACAGGGAAGCCAGUCCCCAAAAUCCACCACUCUCCUGUUCUUCGCCUCCCCCUAAACCCUGACUCCCGUUACGGUCUUGCUGUCAUGAAGCACCCAGAUCCUAUCGGUGCAGGGUUCGCGAUGGAAGCUAGACUUGAAGCUGCUGGACCAGAUUGUGUCGUGCCCGGUCAGAUUACACCCUUUCGCUUACUCGGUCUUCAGGUGUGGCCUAUUAAUAUCAACAUGAAAUUUAUGGAACCAGUUGAUCGGGAACUUAGGAACAUUGGGAAGUUCAUGGAUUCAGCUUUCAACCUUAUGAAUGCAUCAUUUACGGAGCGUUAGGGUGUUGGUUGUCGGAUGAGCAGCACGUUCUCUGUGAUUUAACUUCAUCAGGUAGUUGUCAGCAGCCGCAUUAUAUGCAGCAGAGUCUUGAGGGUCUCCUUUUUGUUUUGUGUUCUUGACCAUGGCCCCUGAUGUCCAUGCAAAAGACUUGUUUAUUUAAUACCAUACAUGAGGAGAAGUUUCUGUAGUAGCUCGUGUAAAGAUAUGUUAUCCUGAAAUUUGUAUCCUGGGCGAAUAAAUUUUGUUCUGUUUCUUGAAUACCUCAAAUCAUCUGAGGCCUUGAAUCUAUUUGCAACUCUUGAGUCGUCUUUGAACUGCA
Messenger RNA from Macadamia integrifolia, 974 nucleotides. RefSeq lists its product as uncharacterized. Lineage: Eukaryota; Viridiplantae; Streptophyta; Magnoliopsida; Proteales; Proteaceae. Bases 266 to 655 code for a protein of 129 amino acids. Gene Ontology annotation, cellular component: chloroplast envelope. The record is from RefSeq and is a predicted model, not a curated record. The transcript is spliced from 4 exons.